CCAUUGCACCACAGACUGUCGUCACAUGUUUAUAAUAUUUUGGACCAUCAUUCGGCUUCCUUGAUCUAGCCCCUUCCUCUUUUCUCUCCUUUUUCCCCCGUUCCAGUCCUCCGUCUCCCUUUCAUUUUCCUGUCUGCUGAUAAUUUUCCCGGAAAAAUCUGAUCGAGCUCUUUCUCCCCUUUAAAGAUUCUCGGCCGAUCGUCAUGGGGGACGCCUCUUCUUCGUAUGUCCGAAUGGUGCACCACCUGAUAGAGGAGUGCAUACUCUUCAACAUGAGCAAAGAAGAGUGCAUGGAGGCUCUCUCCCAGCAUGCAAACAUCCAGCCCGUCGUCACUUCCACAGUGUGGAAGGAGCUGGAGAAAGAGAACGAGGCGUUCUUCGAGGCCUACGGGAGGAGCGCGAGAGGCGAGGGGAGAGGCUCGCGAGUGGAGACAAGACAGAGGAUCCAGAAGAUGCUCGCCGAUGCCUCCAAAACUGCAUGACGCCCAGCGUCGCUAAGCUUCGCUUUUCACUUUCUCCCUCCCUCCCUCGCUCCGGACAACGAUUUGUCAUCGCCGUCGUUAUGCGUUGUUGUUACUCUUAGUCUUCUUACAACUUCACAAAAAAAAAUAAUAAUAAUCGCGACUUUUGGUUCCAUGUAUGUAAAUAUUAGUCCCCCAAAGUUCGAUUGUGGACAAUAAUGGAAUGAUAUUCGACAAUAUUUAGGUGUGCUAGGGUAGAUCCUUUCGUUAAUGGUCAAUACACGGGUCUAUGUAAUUGGCUCUUAUAACACGAGCGUAUUAUUUGAGAUUUGGAAAAUACUUAUU
This is a messenger RNA of Rhodamnia argentea, 806 nucleotides long. RefSeq lists its product as uncharacterized. The transcript is spliced from 3 exons. NCBI's taxonomy places the organism in Eukaryota, Viridiplantae, Streptophyta, Magnoliopsida, Myrtales, Myrtaceae. The record is from RefSeq and is a predicted model, not a curated record. The coding region runs from base 204 to 482 and encodes 92 amino acids.